Messenger RNA from Vigna radiata var. radiata (mung bean), 798 nucleotides. RefSeq names its product glycinol 4-dimethylallyltransferase-like. The transcript has 7 exons. The record is from RefSeq and is a predicted model, not a curated record. Bases 1 to 621 code for a protein of 206 amino acids. Lineage: Eukaryota; Viridiplantae; Streptophyta; Magnoliopsida; Fabales; Fabaceae. Gene Ontology annotation, cellular component: membrane. Gene Ontology annotation, molecular function: transferase activity, transferring alkyl or aryl (other than methyl) groups.
AUGCCAUUUUCUGUUUUCCUUUGUUGGGCCAAACUGGGUGUUGCUUCUAUUAUUGAGGCAUACUGGAAGCCCCCAAGACUAAGACCUCCUGCUACUUCUCACGACAUGGGUCCCCUGUUGAGAUGGAAGAAAAAUCCAGUGCUCGCGGCAAUCUGCAUCUUUUCUACUAUGACUCUUAUAUUGCCCCUUUCAUUUUUCUAUCACAUGAAGACUUUUGUGUUGAAAAGAGCAGCCGUGUUUCCGAAGCCGCUGAUGUUUUCUGUUGCAUUCAUGAGCAUAUACUCAUUAGGUAUAUCACUUUUCAAGGAUAUACCAGAUAUCGAAGGAGAUAAAGCAUUUGGCAUCGAAUCUUUUUCAACACGUUUAGGUCAAAAGCGGGUAUUCUGGAUAUGUGUUUCCAUUUUGGAAUCUGCUUUUGGAGUUGCCUUUCUCGCAGGAUUAUCAUCUCCUUUCCUUUGGGUUAAAAUUGUCACGGGUGUUGGAAAUGCAGUUCUUGGUUCAAUUCUCUGGUACCGGGCCAAAUUUGUAAAUCUUAAUGACAGAGCUUCCAUUAGAUCCUACUAUCUGCUGAUUUGGAAGCUAUUGUACGUAUCGUACAUACUCCUUCCUUUAAUUAGAUAAGGAUGUUGAUGAAGGAUAAAUCAAAGUAUAGCACGUGGAACAAAAUAAACGAGAUUUGUUUUGCUUCUAAAGUUUAUUAAAAUAGUCAAAAGGGUGUAGAUAUGUUAUUUUUAUAUUAUAUUUGUUGGAUCAGUAAAUGAUUAUUUUAUGUGAUGUUAAAAACUAAUCUAUAUUAUC